Apus apus (common swift) is the source of this 2516-nucleotide messenger RNA. It is a transcript of the gene CHRM5, whose product is annotated as cholinergic receptor muscarinic 5. Gene Ontology annotation, molecular function: G protein-coupled acetylcholine receptor activity; G protein-coupled serotonin receptor activity. The coding region runs from base 686 to 2272 and encodes 528 amino acids. NCBI's taxonomy places the organism in Eukaryota, Metazoa, Chordata, Aves, Apodiformes, Apodidae. Gene Ontology annotation, cellular component: synapse; dendrite; plasma membrane. Gene Ontology annotation, biological process: chemical synaptic transmission; gastric acid secretion; adenylate cyclase-inhibiting G protein-coupled acetylcholine receptor signaling pathway. The transcript is spliced from 2 exons. The record is from RefSeq and is a predicted model, not a curated record.
CUGACAGAAGCAUGAUGAGCUGAGAGGCAAACCUUCAUCAUCCUUCAUAUGUUCAUGUUGCAUGGGUUAAAAGUUAAGAGCUGAUGUCUACUGAUCCUGAAUGUUUCCUACAAACAUCUAAAAUGUGGAUGCUACCAAAACGUGUGGGGAAAUAACUUUUCAGUGUUGGAAUAUCUACAGAAAACAGAUGGAAUGGAAUUCACUGGAUACUAAAUCUUUAAAUGAUUUUUAAAUGGGUACUGAAUACUUCAGUUAACUGGGGUCAGUGCAUUUGCCUUUGUUGUGUAUUUUUUUUCCUUUUUGUGUGUGUGUGGGGGGGGAAAUGCAAAGUUCACAGGUUUUUUUCUGUUACCUGAUCAGGGCAAAAUAAACAAAAAUGCUGAAUCUGGAAGAAAUUGGGUAUUGGAGACACCUGGAAAUAAACUGGAAACAACCAAUACCACAAGACGAAGCAGCAGUGAACAACAAGACGCUGUGGAAAAAGAAAUCACAAGACGUGAGUGCACAAUGCAUUUCAAAUAGAAAAAAGCUUCCUAUCUGCUGAGUGAGUCUCAGUAUAUCCUGACAGAGCACAGAUAAAGCUUCAGUCAAGUAUCUCCUAGCUGUCUCCAAAAGAGUAUUUUCAAGUACAGAAAGCAAUAUGCAACAGUGCUAAGAUCCUGCUGACAAUACACCAAGAACAAGAAUGGAAGUAGAUUUAUUCAGCAAUUCUACUGUUGUAAACAGUUCAUCCAUCAACCAUAAGCAGUUAGAAGGGCACAGCCUUUGGGAAGUCAUUACUAUUGCCACUGUAACCGCAAUUGUAAGCUUAAUAACCAUAGUGGGAAAUAUUCUGGUAAUGAUAUCCUUCAAGGUUAACAGUCAGCUCAAAACUGUCAACAAUUAUUACUUGCUCAGCCUCGCCUGUGCAGAUCUCAUCAUUGGAAUAUUUUCUAUGAACCUUUAUACAUCUUACAUACUCAUAGGUCAUUGGUCUCUUGGAAGCCUUGCCUGUGAUCUCUGGCUAGCACUGGACUAUGUAGCUAGCAACGCUUCAGUAAUGAACCUCCUAGUCAUCAGUUUUGACAGAUAUUUUUCCAUCACGAGGCCUUUAACUUACAGGGCCAAGCGCACACCCAAAAGAGCUGGCAUCAUGAUUGGUCUGGCUUGGCUCAUUUCCUUUGUGUUGUGGGCACCUGUGAUAUUGUGCUGGCAGUAUUUUGUGGGUGAACGAACAGUGCCACCAGAAGAGUGCCAGAUACAGUUUUUGUAUGAGCCUAUUAUCACCUUUGGUACUGCAAUUGCUGCUUUUUACAUUCCAGUGUCUGUGAUGACCAUUCUGUAUUGCCGCAUCUAUAAAGAGACAGAGAAACGUACCAAGGAUCUUGCUGAACUGCAGGGUUCAGAGUCUGUGGCAGAGUUUGAGAUGAUAAAGCCUCAGAAAGCUCUCCUGAAGUCUUGUUUCAGUUGCAAGCAACCAAACAUAGUCAAAAGAGAGAGGUGCCAGGCUUCCUGGUCUUCAUCUAGUCGAAGUACGUCAGCUACAGUGAAAGUCUCUCAGGCAGCAAGUACUUGUAAUGACUGGGCUAAGGCUGACCAGUUAACCACCUGCAGCAGCUACACAUCUUCAGAGGAGGAGGAUAAACUUGCUGCUGAUUCCGUUUUCCAAGUAUCUUACAAAAGUCCAUCUAAAGGUAAGGCAGAAGAGUUUAAUGAGAGUAUGGAUGUUGUUGUCAAAGACCAACCUGAGGAAAAUGACUUUGAGAACCAGCAAUACUUUUUAUCACCUGCCAAAAGCCAUGUACAAAAAAGUAAAAAAUGUGUAUCCUAUAAAUUCCGGUUGGUGGUUAAGGCUGAUGGCACUCAGGAAGCCAACAAUGGUUGCAGUAAAGUAAAAAUAACUCCUUGUUCUGCUGCUGUGCCAAAGGAUCCUUCCAUCAAAAGUAUGGAUCCAAAUAUAAAUAACCAAAUCACCAAAAGGAAACGGAUGGUUCUUAUAAAGGAACGCAAAGCAGCACAGACUUUAAGUGCUAUUCUUUUGGCUUUUAUCAUCACAUGGACUCCCUACAACAUCAUGGUUUUGAUCUCCACAUUCUGCUCUGACUGCAUUCCUCUGACUCUCUGGCACCUUGGAUAUUGGCUAUGUUAUGUGAACAGCACUGUUAACCCCAUGUGUUAUGCCCUCUGUAACAAAACUUUCAGGAAAACUUUCAAGAUGCUGCUUUUCUGCCAGUGGAAAAAGAAAAAAGUGGAAGAGAAACUAUACUGGCAGGGCAAUACCAGACUGCCAUGAUUGCUCUUAUAUAGGUGAUAAGGGGCAAAAUAGAUAUUAAUGUAUCCUAGUAAAUUGACUUUUCAAGACUUACGUCUUUUCAAAGCUGUUGCUUUAUAUGUCUAGGGGUUAAAAAAUUUUUGCAGAAAAGUAAAAUUUUGCAUGAAAGUAGUGUGCUUGGGAUAAAGAAGUCAGGAGCUGCUGUGAGCAGCACAGGGUGUCUGUGAUAAUGGAGUACAUCUAUGUUAAAGAUACUAAGUUUGGG